CAGUGCUCAGUGCUGUGCGCACGUAGCCCCGUCCCGGCUAUUGUCGUUUCUGCUCUGCUGUUUCUGUCAUCCCCUUCCCUCUAUCACUUCCUCCUACAUUAUAAUAGUUUCACCGUGACUGCCUGCGGUCGGCUAACAAGGAAGCGUGGGGAGCGUGGCUCUUUACUUUCGUAUGAUAGAGAGGACAUAUGGCGGACUGUUAUUAUUCAGAAAACAACAGUCAAAGCAUAUUAAUCCAAAACAAGCAACCGGGACGAGGAAAGAUUCGAUAACUGCAAAAUGGCUACAAGUACUUAUUCUGGAUUAUGUUCGUGACAUGUUCUGAACUAUUCGCAAAGUUUUAAUGUCAAGCGUAUUUACUUUGUUUUAGCGCACCGUAAGGACAGCUUUCCAAACCGUUGUUUUGCAUCGCUGUCAGUUACUUUUAUUCAUUGACAUUUUCAACCUGUCACUGUCAUUGGGGUCGUAACGAGGUAUAAUUUCCACUUUUGGUGUUUUUAUUUUAAACACUGCCCUGGACUGGGUGGUCGUGUGUUUGUGUCCCUUUGCGUUUUAAAUGUGGCACACUCACUGACCGCCACCGUGCUGCACGAGCCCUUUAAUAAUUCCGGGUAAAUCUGUCGACGUGUGUUGGCACCAGCGACCGACAUGGGGGCUAAGCAGAGCAGCCCAGCCGCUAACGGACGAACCAGGGCUUACUCGGGCUCGGAUCUACCUUCGAGCACCUCUACUACCAGCAAUGGGAACGGUAGGACUGCAGCGAUGGCAAUGAGCUAUCACGCGUACGGCCAGUCGGCUCACGGGGCCUCGGGAACCACAGCGACCUCCAGUCAACACAUUGGCCACAGGACGAGGUCCGUGGGAGGCAGUUCUGGAGGGUCAGGGCCAAGACCCCAGUCAGGCAUCAACAUCCCUAACAGCAGUGGAGCCUACAGCUCACAGGAGUCUGGCAGCAGCACCCCAGAGGAGGCAGAGAGGGACAGGUCCAGCUGGGGGGGGCAAGGGGGUCCCCGGUUGUUGAUUGGAUCAUUACCAGCACACCUUUCGCCUCACCUUUUUGGAGGCUUCAUGUGCCCUGUCUGCUCCAAGUUUGUCUCCACGGAUGAGAUGGAUCUACACAUCGUCAUGUGCUUGACCAAACCCAGAGUGACUUAUAACGAGGAUGUCCUGAGUAAGGAUGCAGGGGAAUGUGCAAUCUGUCUUGAGGAGCUGGUACAGGGGGACACCAUUGCUCGCCUUCCCUGUCUCUGCAUAUACCACAAAGGCUGUAUUGAUGAGUGGUUUGAGGUGAACAGAUCGUGUCCAGAACAUCCCUCAGACUAAAGGGCCUCGCUACUUUUCUCCACAGGUUUCUUACUCCCUCAAUAAGAAGAGUGAUCUGCUCCAAUAACAAAAUUCCUUAAUGUGAAUCCCCUCCCCUUCCACGUUGCCAAUGAGACUACUGGACAGACACACUGUGACUCUGUGGCCAGUACAGAACUGACACCUCACCCUGACCCUACCCCUCCAUCCCCAUCACCUCAAGUACCUCAGCCCUCAACACACCUCAACUCAAACCAGUCAAGAACCGCAGUGUGCCAAAACUCAUUAAAAGCCAUCUUCAGGGAAACUACAUUUAAUGCUGAUCUAUCUAUUUAUCUCCACACACAACACAAUCGGCUCCGAGACCAGACCAGACAGACACAGACACACAAACUCACAAAUACACACUCACAAACACAACCAACCUCUGCUUUGUCCUCAAAGACAGACAGACAGACAGACAGAC
Messenger RNA from Oncorhynchus gorbuscha (pink salmon), 1768 nucleotides. Its product is annotated as E3 ubiquitin-protein ligase znrf2-like. The coding region runs from base 649 to 1323 and encodes 224 amino acids. Lineage: Eukaryota; Metazoa; Chordata; Actinopteri; Salmoniformes; Salmonidae. The transcript is spliced from 5 exons. The record is from RefSeq and is a predicted model, not a curated record.